AUGCGCGCGCAAGUAUCGUGUACGUUGGCUCGGGUUUCCACCCGAGCAGGAUACGUGGGAGCCGCGCUCUUCGCUUCUUCGAGUCGUUCCAGACGUCUUUCGGGCUUACGAAACGAGACGAACGCCAAAUGUGUCGUGGUGAAGCGUCACCACGGCUACGAGACCAAGAGCGAUUGCGAGGUCGUCGUGGUAAAACGUCACCGCGACGACGAGAUGAAGAACGACGACGAGAACGUCGUAUCGAACGUGUAUCGCCACGACCACGCGAAUGAGAACGUCGUGGCGUGGCACCACGAUUUCGAGAACGCGAGUGGUGUCGCGAGCGUGAUGCGCCACGAUUAA
Molecule: messenger RNA, 342 nt
Organism: Peronospora matthiolae
Lineage: Eukaryota; Oomycota; Peronosporomycetes; Peronosporales; Peronosporaceae
Source: the annotation of a GenBank genome assembly